AGGGGUGGUACUCCCCUAGAUAAUCCCCGACGUUAACCACGCUUUCCCCUCCCCUCUCCGAGCCCAGAACCAAGCAAAAUCGAACCGGAGCGGACCAAAUUCCGGCUCCGCAUGGGUUCCCCCAGGCACUGAUCCGGCGGGUGGACGCUAAUGCAGCGCCGCUGAAGGGAUCUGCAGCGCCAGCGGGGUUCGCAUGGCGGCACAGAACGGCGGCGGCGGCGGCGCGGCGGUGGUCCUCAACGUGUACGACCUGACGCCCAUAAACGACUACCUCUACUGGUUCGGCCUCGGCAUCUUCCACUCCGGGAUCGAAGUUCAUGGUUUGGAAUAUGCUUUUGGAGCCCAUGAUCUCUCAACCAGUGGGGUUUUUGAGGUUGAACCAAAACGUUGCCCUGGCUAUGUCUAUAGAAGGUCUGUAUGGAUGGGUACAACUGAGAUGUCUAGGGCAGAGUUCCGCUCGUUCAUUCAAACUCUUGCAGGAAAGUACAAUGGGAAUACAUAUCAUCUGAUUUCAAAGAACUGCAACCAUUUUACGGAUGAUGUCUGUAAGAACAUAACCAAAAAACCAGCCCCUGGAUGGGUAAAUCGGCUAGCAAGAGUGGGUUACUUUUUCAAUCGCCUCCUACCAAAAAGCAUUCAAGUCUCUACUGUUACUCACGGAGCAACCCAUCCUGCAUUCUCUGAUGAUGAUGUGGAUUCAUCAGGUUCAUCCCUUAAUGGGGACAGUGAUAUGGAUGACCUGGACCAGCACCUGCUACCAGCCGCAGGCACUGACCUUCAAUCUAUAGUCGUGUCACCAAAGCUAUCGAAAGAUCUUGUUUGAAUUAUCCUUCCAUUUGGGUUCCCUGCUGCAGUUUAACGGGUCGUACUUCGCCAGCUUGUGUGAUAUCCAAGUAUAGUUGAAUGUUGAUUGUAUUUAUUCUUUUCCAACGAGUUUUGCUGUGUACGCAUAUAGGAAUUGUCUGUCUGGUAAAGAAGUGAUUUUGCAACUCUUUGUCUUUUGCUCAGUUGUUGCAUAGUUCUUCAGGCAUCAGUAUCUUGUGUUCUCGUAUGCUGCCAGGCGCAGGCAAAUGCUGUCAUCCUUCGCUGCAACGGUCUGAUGUUUGUGAUGAAUAUCUGAAUUGGCAGCAUGCCGUGGUCAUAUUAGCACAAGCUUGAAACCCUGGUCUAGCGCACUGCUUGUACGGCCACAGAAUAUGCUGUGACAAAUGAGUACCAUGUAAACUUAAAUCAGUAUACUGUAAUAUAUUUUUUGUUUUU
Molecule: messenger RNA, 1260 nt
Organism: Triticum aestivum (bread wheat)
Lineage: Eukaryota; Viridiplantae; Streptophyta; Magnoliopsida; Poales; Poaceae
Product: deSI-like protein At4g17486
Exons: 4
Coding region: 194-823 (209 amino acids)
Biological process (GO): protein deubiquitination
Molecular function (GO): deubiquitinase activity
Source: RefSeq, a predicted model, not a curated record